AUGAGCAACCUGGAGAGACUAAAACAACGGUUGGAAGAGUCGCUAGAGAAACACAAAAAUAGGUUAUUAAAGACACGUCAUAAAAAGGCGAAGGGAUUAAUCGACGGCAAGGCGACAAAGAGUACCAACUAUACAGGAGAAGAAUCCAAGAAAAUAGACACAGCAAAGAAUGAGAUUACAAACUCGGGAAGAGUAAAGAGAGUAACAACAGAAAGAAAUAAAAAUUCUGAGAUAUAUGAUGUCAAUAAUUUGAAAGGGAGAUUGAUCGAAAGGUCAGGGAGUCCAAAGGCUCCUCAGGUGAGAGGGAAAAAGGAAAGCAACAUAAUGCCGAGUGGUCCUUUGAAGGACAAGCUGUAUUGGAAAGGGAACUCAUCAAGGCGUGUGAUACGAGAGAGUAGGGGCACUUACUUCGUUGGGGGGAAAACAAACAGGGAUGUGGCAAAGGGGGGGGGUCCCGACCCGAGUGAGGCUAACCACGCAGUGGGGGAGGAGGAGGAACGUGCCUUUGAGGAGCGUGCCUUGGAGGAGCGUACCUUGGAGGAGCACAGCAGGGAGGAGGGCGACUUCGAUGGAGUCUCCAAAGAGAUCAGAGAUAAUCUAAACGACCUUUUUAGGCAUUUUAUUAACUGCAAGAUAAACAACCUGUAUGUUAUUAAUGGGGACAGGGGGAAGCUUCCCAGGGGGGAGUUUGCAGAAGAGGGCAGAGGGGUCAUGAUGAUUCCAGGGGUGGGGGCAAGCGAGGAGGUACAGGAGGGGGUCAUUGGUGAGGUGGUUGGUGAGAAGAACGAAAUGGGUGCCGCCUUCCCUGACGAUGAUGAGGUAGGAUGUGAGAACCAUGCGAGGGGGGAAGCAGUAGAGGGACUAUACAGCCGUUUAUGUCAUGUGAAGGGAAGCCAAAGCAAUGUGAACGGUGAGGGGGAUGCUUAUGGAGUGAGUCGAAAGGGAGACACCAGCAAGGAAACACAACUGAUAGGGGCGAACAUCGGAAGGGGGGGAAAAAAUGCAACCAUGGUGGCGGAGGGGAAAGAAAAAAAUGCAAGCAUGAUGACGGACGGGAAAGAAAAAAAUGCAACCAUGAUGGCGGACGGGAAAGAAAAAAAUGCAAGCAUAAUGGCAAACGGGAGAGUAACCCCAUCGAGCGAAUCCGUGGGAGCAGACAUCGAAAGCGGAAGGUACAAUAGCACCUUUGUCAAGCUAAUGCAAAUAAAGAAAAAAAUAAAAAAAAAAAUAAAAAAAUUCGAAGACGAAGGGAAGGGGCUGCUCUGCACAGACGAGAGGACCGUGUGCAAUUCAGACGCGUCAAAUGAGGAAAGGGACCUACCAAUUAGGGACCUCUCUACAUUCACAGAUGGUAACGUUUCUUCUGCAAAGGGGUUUAACCAUUGGGGGGUCGUCCGGGUGGACUCCUCUGUGGCUUCCGCUGCCAGCACCAACCAGGAAGCCUCUUCCACGGGGGAGAGCAUCGAGUUGUUCACGACACAGAAAAAUAUUUUCGUCUGUAAUUACUACACGAAGAACUCGAGGAGGAAGGAACAAGCCAAAUGCUACAUAUGCUCAUUCCCCAUCCGCAACAGUGAGGAGGAAUUCGUUUUAAAAAAGAAAAAAAAGGACUCCCACGUGGGGAGGAUGGAGAAGGGGGAGGUAUACAAGCAGAAGGGGGAGGCAUACAAGCAGAAGGAAUGCACAUCCAAAAGAAGUCUGAGGAAAGCCGGGGACGAAGAUGGGGACGAAGCUAGGGACGAAGCUGGGGACGAAGCUGGGGACGAAGCCGAGGCCGAUUUGUUGUAUCGUCGAAACAGAUGUGAAGUGAGUCAUCCAGCCCAAGGGGAGGGGGUAGCACCUCGUGAUGUGGACCGCUUCAGCGAGGCAUACAACACGUGGGUGUAUAAAGAAAGGAUAUCUGCAUCCGCCGAACGGGAGGGAGCCAGCAUAGGAAGUGGCAUCGGCAUCGUUAAUGAAAGAACGAGAGACAGGAAACCCAAAACGAUCUACUGGAAAAUCAGCGAAGGGGACACGUUCAAUUUUCCCGUCGAAGGGGGCUGCGGGGAGGUUCCCCAAGUAAGGGCAGUUCUCCAAGUGAGGCCAGCAGAAAGGCAUCAGAAAUUUGGCACAGAGGGGGGGAUAAAUAGAAGUCGCGCCGCGUCGAAUGGCGCCUUUUUGAAGAAAGUCCUAAGAAUGAAGAUCGAGGCCAUGCGAAGGGAAAAGGGAAAUAGGAGGGAGGAGGCAGAGUCAAGGAAAGUAAUGCCACCGGUGAGUCUCGCCCAGAUUGAACAUAACGCACAUAACGUACCAAAUGAAGAGAGGGACCGACUUAGCGAAUAUGGACAGAGGGGGAGAGGCACACCUGGGGAGGCGAAACAGAUGAACAGUGGGGGUGGUGAAGGAUGGGUGCGCGACGAAUUGUCCGUGCAGAUGGGGGGAACGCUCAGCAGAGGUACGCUCAAUGGGAGUGCGCUCAAUAUGGGUACUCCCAAUAUGGGUACUCUCAAUAGAGGCACUCACAAUAGAGGCCCCCUCAAUAGAGGCACUCUCAAUAGAGGCCCGCUCAAUAGAGGCCCGCUCAGUAGUGACCCUCCCAGUCGCGUGGAGAGAGACGCCCCUCGUGAGAUGGCGCCCCCUGUGGGCAGUCCCCACGUGCAGUCCUGCUCCGUUCGAAGCGUAUCAACCCUGGAGAGAAUUCCUUCGUCGGGGAACACUCACAGGAAGUACUCCCCGAGGAGCGGACUCACCAGAAAGGCACCCGCCAGGCUGAGGCGAGUGUGCCCAGACGGCGUCGACAAGGAGGAGGAGGAGGACGACGACAAGGACGAUGACGCAGACGACGACGAUGACUACAAGGCGGAGGUGCAACGCUUUAACGAGUCCUACUACUGCAACUUGAAACGAAUAAAGAGUGACGAUGUGUACCCGAAUUCAGAGGAACCAAUUAGCACAUCCGAGAAGAGGAGCUUAAUGGAGGCCUACCUUCAGGACCUCAGGAGGAAGAAGGAGGAAGACAGAAAGGGGAUCGACUAUAAGCUCAGGUAUAACAUCGAGUUCUUUAAGUUCGCUCAGCUUAUAUGUCAGGACAAGAACUUCUGCAGCAAUUAUUUGGGACAGAUGGGCAGCAACAUGGUUGCCAAUGGGGACGACAUCGACCGAAUCGCCUUUUCCAUCGUGAAACUGUUUAAUUCUCGCUGA
Messenger RNA from Plasmodium cynomolgi strain B, 3180 nucleotides. RefSeq lists its product as hypothetical. The transcript has 3 exons. The coding region runs from base 1 to 3180 and encodes 1059 amino acids. NCBI's taxonomy places the organism in Eukaryota, Apicomplexa, Aconoidasida, Haemosporida, Plasmodiidae. The record is from RefSeq and is a predicted model, not a curated record.